AUGAUGGUCAUCCAGGGUCCGACUUAUUUAUCAGUCUCGACAGUUGUAUUGACCUCUCAGUAUAUCAGAAGACAGAUGUUAAUAAACAUGUAUCGUUUACUUAUCUCAUUAGUUCUCCUACAACUAGUGACGAGUAACAAAUGGUGUGAACAGCAUCCAAACAUCUGCACCCACAAACAUCACGAUUACCACAAAUCACACGAGAAAUAUAGACAGUUCCACGAACUGUCAUGGGACGUCGUCAGAUUAUCCAGGAAAGUGCAGAGAGCGUGCGAAGGAGACGUCAACACUUCCGAAAGCUACGAAAUGGAUAACUAUAGAUUCACUGUAUCUUUUUCUAAUGUCACUUCUGAAGAUAUUACCGUGAAAGCGAAACAUAGAGUACUCUUCAUUGAAACUAAAGUAAACAAAGGAGGUAUUGAAACAUCUGCUUCGGUGUUGAAGAUUCUGCCUGAUUUCCUGAACAUUCACGAAGGAUUAUGGACUUUUACAAAUGGCGAAUUAGAUAUCAGUAUACCCCAUAACAUCACUCUUGGUGUGGAAGUUACGAAGAGCUGCCAAACGAAUAUUGAUGAAUCAGUUAUUACAUUGCCCAAACAGAAUAUUGACUUAAGAUUUAAGAAAGACACUGAGACAACGGUUUGA
This is a messenger RNA of Diatraea saccharalis (sugarcane borer), 645 nucleotides long. Lineage: Eukaryota; Metazoa; Arthropoda; Insecta; Lepidoptera; Crambidae. The record is from the annotation of a GenBank genome assembly.